AUGGGGUUUCUUGGGAUUGUACAGCCGAGGAGCGGUGACGGCGAGUCACAGGAGUUGCCGACGCUUGAUGUGACGGGGACGUUUGCGAUGACUCGGGAGGCGGUGGAGGCGAUGCGGCAUGCAGGACAUGACACGGGAGUGGAUGACCUCCAGCGUACGAAGAAAGGCAUCGUGUUGAACCCGCAGCCGUCGAAGCACACGCGCGACCCGUUGAACUGGCCGAUCUGGCGGCGCGACCUCGCGCUUGUGUGUGUGGGGUGGCACUGCUUUGUGGGCGGUGGGCAGACAUCAAUGCUUGCGGCAGGGUUCUCGAAGCUCUCGGCCGAGUUGCAUGUGCCCAUUUCGCAGGUGUCGUUCUUGGUGGGGCCCAUGAUGUUGGCUCUUGCGAUAGGGUCUGUGGUCGCAUCGCCGACGGCCGUUCUAUUUGGCAAGCGCAUGGUGUAUUUGAUGGGCAUACUGAUCUUCCUGGGGGGCUCAAUCGGGUGCGCCUUGAGCAACUCCUUUGCAAGCUUGCUUAUCUUCCGCAUGGUCUCGGGGUUCGGCCUUUCCACGGUGGAGUCGCUCCCUAGUGCGACGAUCGCCGAGAUCUACUUUGCACAUGAGCGGGCGUACCGCCUUGGCCUCUACACGUUGUUGCUUUUGGGGGGCAAGAACCUAGUGCCGCUUCUGGGCUCACUUGUCUUCGAGAACCUGACGACCCACUGGCUCUUCUGGAUUCUCACCAUUAUUGCAGGUGUGAACUUCGUCCUCCAUCUACUAUUUGUGCCAGAGACGUUCUGGGACCGCACGCCAGUGCCCAACGAACGGUCUCUUGAGGAAACGAUCAUUGCCCGUGAGACACAGGCGGUAGUGUGCAACCUGUCGCAUCGGACCCCGUCGCUAGGUGAGAGCACUUCCCAGUCCGAGGACGAUCACAUUGGCAAAGACCCCCCAAAGCAACUAUAUGAUCAGAAGAAUGACGACGCUACCGAAGCACCCUCACGCAUCAGGUCACACAUCAAUUCGAUGACGCAGUCGCAUUUAACUACGGGUCUUGGUAUCUUCCAUGGGCGCCACACAAUGGAUAAGUGGCGCAUGGUGCUGCUAAGACCAUUUGUACUCUGCUCAUACCCUGCUGUAUUGCUGGGUGCCCUAAUGUAUGCAUUCGCUGUGGUAUUUUUGAUUAUGGUUUCGCAGGUGAUUGACCAUGCUUACAAGGACCUAUAUGGGUUCAGUUCCGCUUCGGUGGGUCUCGUAUACAUUGCUCCCUUUGUGGGAGGCUGUCUCGGGUCCCUAUGCGCUGGCAAGCUUAGCGAUCUUUUGGUCAGGUCCCUGGCCAUGCGGAACCAUGGUAUCUACGAACCUGAAUUCAGGUUGUUCAUGGCUAUCCCAGCAGUGAUCUCGACUGCCGCAGGGCUACUUGGCUUUGGUUUCUCUUUGAAGAAUCAGGCGCAUUGGAUAGUGCCCACGAUCUUUUUCGGUGUGCUAGGGUUUGGGUCUUCAAUGUGCAGCACCACGGGCAUCACAUAUGCCGUGGACUCAUACAAGCAUUUUGCUCAGGAAUCCUUGGUGACAUUCAAUAUCUUCAAGAAUGUGCUCGGGUUUGCCUUUUCAUUCUUCAACGUGAAUUUCAGCUUACAGGCGGGAUAUGACAAGGCAUUCCUCUGCUACACAGUGAUCGAGUUAGUGCUUGGCGUCUGUGCCAUCGUCAUCUACCGGUGGGGCAAGCUCUGCCGCUCGUGGACUGACAGGAAGGCGCUCAUGCAGUUCUCGUACCAUCGCGGAGAGCGCGAGUCGAGCGUUUAG
Messenger RNA from Eremothecium gossypii ATCC 10895, 1785 nucleotides. Its product is annotated as AGL069Cp. The transcript has a single exon. Gene Ontology annotation, biological process: transmembrane transport. Bases 1 to 1785 code for a protein of 594 amino acids. NCBI's taxonomy places the organism in Eukaryota, Fungi, Ascomycota, Saccharomycetes, Saccharomycetales, Saccharomycetaceae. The record is from RefSeq and is marked provisional. Gene Ontology annotation, molecular function: transmembrane transporter activity.